Eleginops maclovinus (Patagonian blennie) is the source of this 925-nucleotide messenger RNA. It is a transcript of the gene rpain, whose product is annotated as RPA interacting protein. The record is from RefSeq and is a predicted model, not a curated record. The coding region runs from base 26 to 841 and encodes 271 amino acids. The transcript has 7 exons. NCBI's taxonomy places the organism in Eukaryota, Metazoa, Chordata, Actinopteri, Perciformes, Eleginopidae. Gene Ontology annotation, cellular component: PML body; nucleus. Gene Ontology annotation, biological process: protein import into nucleus.
UUUAAAAGAAACUACUUAACCCAGCAUGCAGCGCGAGACGGUGCACUUCCGGGUCACGGUGUUAAAAGCUGUAUUUUUUUGUUUGUUUACCCUCUGUGUUGGGAGCAACAGCUUGAAUAUAAGCCGUUUUCAUCACCCGGUAGCAGCUUCACAGAUGGACGCCUUACACAGACACCGCUCGCUGUACAAAGGAACAACUCCACCAUGGAAGGAGACGUACAGGAAGCGCUGUGUGGACCGGCUGAGGAACAGCCGCUCGAGGCUCCUGGAGAGAUACCGUCAGAGUGCAGAGGUCUGCGGGCCCUCGGGGGCCUCUACCAUCGUACAGGAGGUGAUGGAGGAGGAGUGGAGCUUCCUACAGGAGGAGGACAGGAGGCUGCCCUCCCUGUGGGGGCCUGACGGCCGGGCCGAGAUGUUGGGGCUCAUGAAGGAGUACGAUGAGCUGGCCGUGCUGGAGGAGAUCCAGCAGGAGCUGCGGUCCCAAGAGCUGUCCAUCAUCGAAGAGCUGGAGAGAGACCUGCAGUUUGAGCAGCAGUACAUCAACUGUGUGGUGGAGGGGCUGGAGGAGCAGCAGGACCGCCACAUCAUCUGCCCCCUUUGUCACAUGAACAACUUGACCAUCAACAGCCACUUCGUCUCCUGCUGCUGCGGACUCUACAUCAACACUAAGAAUCAGAACAUCACUCCGGACCUCCUGCGCUGUCUCCUGGAGUCCCGGGUGUCGGAGCACAUGGAGGACUGUCUGCACAACCCUGUCUUCUCUGUCGCCCCCCCCACAGACGGCUCCCCCAGCCUGAUGAUCAGCUGCAAGGUGUGUGACUACCUGUCCAUCGUCCUGUGACCGCAGGCACUGAUGAAAUAAUUUGAUUAUUCUGUACUCUUUGUAUAUUUUGUGUAAUAAAGACUAUUUAUGUUAUAUAUUAAA